Thermothielavioides terrestris NRRL 8126 is the source of this 2574-nucleotide messenger RNA. RefSeq lists its product as uncharacterized. The coding region runs from base 1 to 2574 and encodes 857 amino acids. Gene Ontology annotation, molecular function: ATP binding; ATP-dependent chromatin remodeler activity. The record is from RefSeq and is a predicted model, not a curated record. NCBI's taxonomy places the organism in Eukaryota, Fungi, Ascomycota, Sordariomycetes, Sordariales, Chaetomiaceae. The transcript has 12 exons.
AUGUCAAGGCUGCCUCAGCUGCGCCACAGGGUUCUGCUGCAAGCAACCUGCAUAUGUGGUUCUGCUCCAUGGCCCUUCCAAGACCAAACAUCGUUCGGGCGCCCAGGAGUCCAACAGACACAGGCUGUCCACGAUGCUAUGUCUAUCCUGCCUUCCUUCUCGACCUCCAUCGAAGUUCCGUGCGAAGCUGCCGUCUGCGGCCAAGAGCGAGACGAGGAACCCAAGAACUCCAUCUCCGUAUCCGGAUCAGAGCAGAACAGUGCUCCUUCAUGCACGGUCAUCACAUCAAUUCCUGGAAGAUGUGACAGACAAAUGAUUUCAACAGCCUCUGGCUCGAUUCCAGUCCAGAUCGUGUCAUCAGACCGUUUUACCCCCACAAACGGCACUGAAGGCAGCGGAAAGAUCGCAGAAGAGCAUAGACAGAUGAUCCAAGGCCUCCUCGAAGAACGCAGCCUUCAACUAUUCGCCACGUGUACAUUGGACGCUGAGCCCGCGGGACGGAAGUCGAACCGUGUUGCGUCUCAAUUGUUUCGGCCAUGUACACUAAACAUCACCGUCUACGGACCCGGCGAUCUCUUCGAAGAUAUUGGCGCUUGGUUUCAAGAUUACGACUUCUACCUUCAGGAUCCUCGUGAAGUCCACCUCGACACCAAGUACUGCAACCCUCACAAACUCUCUGUUGAUGGCUUUGAUUCCUGCCCCACGGUAUCCGAAGUCGUCCAACAGUCUUCCAGGCCGCUUUUGCUCCAGGACGUUCCCGAUCGACCGGAUCUGCUCGAUCUCUUAAGCAACGGCAGCGAGUUGGAGGAGACGCAGCAGCCCCUGGUGAUUCGCGCAGUCUUGAAAAAGCAUCAGAAGCAAGCUCUGACGUUCAUGCUCCGUCGCGAACGAGGCUGGGCUUUCGGAGAGAAGCAGGCCGACCUCUGGGAGCAUCUGGAUGUUGGCCACGGAGAAGUGUCUGGGGCCCACCAAUACGAGCAACCGCCUCCAUUCUACGGAGGGAUCAUUGCCGACCCAAUGGGCCUUGGCAAAACACUGACCAUGAUCUCUUUGGUGGCCACCGAUCUAGACGCCAUUCACGCGGCAGAAAAUGUUGCGUUGGACGCUGACGAACAAGCCAAGCCUCGCGUCUCGGCCACACUCAUCAUCAUCCCACCUCCUUUGAUUGGAACCUGGGAGGAACAGUUAACAGAGCAUGUCAUGCCAGGUGGUAUGGAAUUCCGGCGCCAUCAUGGGAAAACCAGGCUUAGCAACAUCGGCGAACUCGAUGGUGUCAACAUAGUCUUGACGACAUACCAUACAGUGUCUGCGGAGUGGAAGCCUGACAACCAACCAGCCAGCUCCGUAUUGUUCUCAGUUCGAUGGCGGCGGAUCAUUCUGGACGAAGCACACUUCAUCCGUAACGGAAACUCCAGGAUGGCCCGGGCAGCCUGCGAGCUGGAUUCGGUCUCCCGCUGGGCAGUGACAGGCACACCCAUUCAAAACCGGAUUAGCGACCUUGCCGCGCAGCUCAAGUUCAUCCGGGCCUAUCCGUACAACGACCCGAAGCAGUUCGAAGCGGACAUUUCGCGGCUCUGGAAGUCUGGGGAAGACGAAGAGACUGCCAAGAGACUGAAGUGCCUCUCCGCUUGCCUCCUCUUACGACGAGCCAAAGCAACCAUCAGUCUCCCUGCUCGUCGCGACAUGACGUGCCCGGUCGACUUCAGCCGCGAGGAGAGGGCGGCAUAUGACGAGGCGAGGGAGCAGACAAUCACCAGGAUUGACGAAGCCCUCCACACGGACUCGGAAGCGUCAAGAGCGGGCGUGUACGUGAACGUCCUGCAGCAGAUCGAGUCCCUGCGCCUGAUCUGCAACCUCGGACUGCAUUACCGCACACGACGCAACCGUGCGGCACCGAGCUCCUCGGCAUCUGACGAAUGGGCCGCCGCAGCGCAACAGGCUUUCAAUGUCCAGCGUGAAAUGGGUCCAAUUUUCUGCUUGCAAUGCUCCUCGACGACAAGUCUCACCGAGUCUCUUUUGGACGACAGCCACGACACGUCUCCCUCACGGCAGCAACCCCAUUUUUUCCGAUGCUUGCGCUUUACCUGCGGAGACUGCGUACGGAAGCUGCAGAGAGCGAAUCAGACGCUGGAUUGCGGCCACAGGCCCUCGUGUCUCGUGGCACCAGUCUCUAUCAGCCGCACCGUUAUGGAAGAGGUCCCCGCGGCGGUGUCCGAGACGGCGUCGACGCCGCGCACAGCUCUGCCCUCGAAAGUUCAGGCACUAGUGGCGGACAUUAGCGCUGUGCCGGCCGAUGUCAAAUGCUUGACCCUCACGGUGGCCUCGCGAGCUUACUUGAUGGAGCCUCACUGGAACCCAACCCUGGAAGAACAGGCCCUUGCCCGGAUCCACCGAAUAGGCCAGACACGAGAAGUGACAACGGUGCGAUUCUACAUCCGAGACUCGUUUGAAGAGCGAGUAAUGGAGCUGCAAAACGUCAAGCAGCAGCUUGCUCGCGUGCUGCUCUCCCCUCACGACGGGGAUCAGGGCGAUGAUAGCUUUGGGGGUCUUCAUAAACUAAGAGCACUACUCUGA